AUGGCCGCAUCGCGAUGUCUUCGCUGCAACGUUGCUGCGUCGUCCCCAAAACGGCAAAACUUGUUGACUACCCUUCUAUCCGCCUGCCUCACUCAAGCACCGCGACGGGGGUUUCGGGAGAUCUACGACGACAGCGGUUCCAUUUCACAGAAAAAGGUUUCCUCUGAUGAGGUGAACAAGCGCAUUUUUGAAAACGAGUUCCUUUGUUUCCCAAGAAACAAAUGUGUCGGUUUCACUGCAAAUCAGCUCGGCGUAAACCGUCCGGUGGAGGAUCGUUGGUCGGCCUACCGCAUCGGUGGAGCGAUGUGCUUCGACAUGCACGAGGGCUUCUACAACUCGUUGCAUCCGAUGGCACCGUUCUCGGACGAGUUUUCCGGUGGCCACCUCUUCACCGUGGUCGACGGCCACGCGGGUCACACGUGCGCCCACGCCGUAAACAUGCUCCACGCCGACUACGUCACCGCUGCUCUUGCUCCCCAGCACCUCGUCAAACCCAUUUACAACGCUCUUUCCCAACACGACUUCUCUCGCGCUCCACCACAGGCCAGUGAGCUGGCACAGCCGUAUCUCAUGGACCCGUGCGCCGUGAUGACCUCGUCUGCAGACGACCCAGACUCCGCGACCGGACCAUUCGCGCACGACGACCGGUACCUGGACUGGCGUCUAUGGGGCCAGUGGGGGCCCCUAGACGCCCAAGUGAACCAAAGACGUCUCUCAAAUAUUCACCUAAUGCUGAAAGAACGCUUUCUAACCACUAACUGUGAUGCUAUCGGCGAUUGUGUCCUGCACGCCAACGGCAACGUCUACGAUGGCGAGGGUUUCCUCGUCUCAGAGGGCUCGGAGUUUCCCUCGGCGGAUCUGCAGGUGAUCUCAGCAAUGGCCUCCGCCCUGCGAACCGGCCUCGCGCGAAUGGACACUGACAUCACCGCUGAUGCUGUCCCGCAUCCCGAGAGAGGUCUAAACAAGUCCCUCCUUCGCAUUGUCCUCUCUGGCUGUGUUGCUACCUCCAUCUUCAUACCCGCUGACUUCUCAUCCAUUUACGUUCUUCAGGUGGGUGACUGUGGUGCCGUGAUGGGUCGAUAUUUGGGACAAUCGAAGGGGACCGCUGAGCCGACCGUAGCCCUACGCAAAAAGUUCCACCCCGCCGAUUGGUCCGCCGAGUUGCUUGUGCCACCCCACAACGCCAGCAACGUCCGCGACGUCGAGCGCCUGCAAUCUCAACACCCUAUCCACGAGGCCUCUCUCAUGAUAGUCGAGGACCGUUUGCUCUGUGAAUUAAUCCCACUCCGCGCUUUCGGCGACAUCCGCUACAAGAUGCCCGCCAAGAUUCUGCAGAACAUCGCGCGCUUGUGUGGCCUCCCACCAAACUACCCCGUGACGCCGCGUCUCUACACCAGUCCCCCCUACCUGUUCUCCACCCCACAGGUCGUCUGCCGACGUCUCGACAAGGCGCGUGACCUCUUCGUGAUCUUGGCCACAGACGGCCUCUGGGACAUGCUCACCCCCGAGCAGGCUGUCAACGUUGUCGCGCAACAUUACAUCGACUAUAAGGGCAAUCCGUCAAAUGCCGGACCACGGGACACGGCCGCCAGUCGGCUGAUUCGCACGGCACUGGGCGGACACGAGAUGGACACGUCGAGAAUCGCGAUGCACCUCUCGGUGCCUUCGAAUAUGGCACGUUUCUACCGUGACGACAUCACCGUCCAGGUUGUCUAUCCCACUCGCACACCGUCCUAG
Molecule: messenger RNA, 1737 nt
Organism: Mesocestoides corti
Lineage: Eukaryota; Metazoa; Platyhelminthes; Cestoda; Cyclophyllidea; Mesocestoididae
Source: the annotation of a GenBank genome assembly